CAUUGUCUUUUUUGCCUUUUAGGUGAAAGAAUGGUUAUGUUUGAAUUGCCAGAUGCAGAGAGCUUUGGGAAUGGACAUGAUCACCGCACCUCGCUCCAAAAGCCAGCAGCAGCUACAUUCCUCUUCACUUUCUCCAUCCCACUCUCCAGCCAAACAUCCCCAGCCUCCAUUCCUGGGAAUGACAGGACAGGAGAAACCACCAGGAACUGUGGAGCCAGGCAUUAGGCAUGGUGCUGGUGUUCUGCAAUCAGAGUCACCAAAACCACCCCCAGCUACAGCACAGAGGGAACAACACACCCAAGGCCAGCCAAAACCUGCUGCACCUCAGGAAGUGGGGAGGUCUUCCCCUCAGCAUCAAGCAAAGCCUUCCUCCUGUGACCAGAGACAGACUGUGGGAGACUCCCCAGCAAAGACUUCAGCACCCCCCCACAGUGCUGCAGCACAAGAGCAACCCCAAGAGGGUCUCACAGGAAAGCUCUUCGGGUUUGGGGCUUCUCUUUUGACCCAGGCAAGCACACUCAUGUCCGUCCAGCCAGAGGCCACCCUGCAAAGUCAGCAGUCCCCUGGCAAAGUGCCUCCAAAAAUUCUCUUCAGUGAUGCCAGCAAAGAAGCUGGACUCAGAGCCUCAAGUGCUGCAUCUGGAGCACAGAGUAGGCCUGGGACUGCCCCAGCUACAAAGCAAGGAAAAGCAGAACAAGUCAUCAAGCCAAAGGAAGUGCCGAAGGAAAGGGUCUUGUGCCCCCUUUGCAAAUCAGAGAUCAAUGUGGGCUCCGGGGAACCCUCCAACUAUAAUACCUGUACGACCUGUAAACAGCAGGUCUGCAACAUGUGUGGAUUCAACCCAACACCUCAUCUUGUGGAGGACAAUAGGGUACUGGAAGUGGAUCCUGGCUUUGGAGUCAUACUGUUCAAUGGAAGGCUGGUGGUGAAUAAAUCAGUAAUCAUCCAUGAUUUGAUAAGGGAUGAGGCUCCUUACUUUGGCUGCCUAAUUCUGCAGGACUGGUUUUGGUGCAGUUGGUUCCAUCUGGGAACGAGGUACAGUGUGAUUUAAAGGGGGAUUGUUGGGGAGACGAUGUGGCUGUGCUGUAUAUGUCCAAUAUAAAAUGUAAGAGACAUCCUGCUCCCAAACUAGCUCUGAUAGAGUGCAUCCAUUGGGUAUGUAGGAUAAAGGUCGGGUGGAGUACCAUUGCUGGUGUAUGGUUCAUCAUGUUGCACUGCAUUAUUCCCUGCACGAAGAUCCUCACAGGCACAGAGGCCGGUAGUGCUCAAUGACUUUAACGUCCAUGUGGAUCUCAAAUUUGCUGGGCUUGCUCAGGGUUUCCUGUUCACUGUAAAGACCAGGGUGGCUGUCCAAGGUGAUUGAAAGCUUGGCUCCUACAGGUGGCUGAACUUUGGCUCUGGUGUUUGGUUAGAGUUAGAGUGGGAGAUUGACUAUUAUACCCUUGUCUGUUGCUGUAUGAUAUUAAAUCAAUUGUUUCUCAAGAUUUUAAAGACAUCUAAUGAGAAAACACUGAAAAACAUCCUAUUUGUAACCAGUUCUGCUUAAGUACAAUGUAUAGUUCAGGUAUGCCAGAUGUAUUUUUUUUAAUUAAGAAUACUGGCAUAAAAACAGCAAUUUGGAGCCAAUUUUCACCAUUGGUAUAAAACAGUGCAAUUCCAUUUACUCCAAUGAAGUUGCUCCUGCUUAUGCCUGUAGUGAAUCUGGGUCCUUAUUGUUCAGGUCCCAGGUUUUCCUAUUGCUAGUGCCACAGGAAGUGGUGCUGCUGAUUCAGUAGGUGCCACACUCUUCUCUGAGUUAGUAGUAGAGCAAUGCUCUAACUUGAUGUUGUGCUGCUGGAGUGUCUGUCAUUUUGAUGGGAUAUUAAACCAAAGUCAUUUAACAUUCCCAUGCACUUUGCCCAAAGAGUACUGAUGGUAACCCUGCUAUCCUGGCCCAAUUCCAUUAUGGGUAAGGCUACAAUUUUAUCACGGAGGUCACGGAAUCCUUGACUUCCAGAGACCUCUGUGACUUCAGCUUGCAGUGGGUGGGAGCUGCAGGGUCCCCCUGCGGUGGCUGGGAGCAGCAGGGUACCACUGCCACCUCCAGUGGCGGGGGCCUCCUGGAGCUCCGAGCCGCCGCAGGCGGUGGGAGUACCCCAUAGCUCUUGGCCACUACAGGCGGGUGGGGGAAUCCCAGAGCUCCAAGCCACUGGGGGCGGCAGGGUUACCCUGCAGUUCCCAGCUGCCUGGGGCCACCGGGAACUUUGAGCCGCCGUGAGCAGUGGGGGUACCCCACAGCUGUCGGCUACCCAGGGCCCUGGGAGCUGCAGCGGGGGUACCCUGCAGCUCCCGGCCACCUCAGGCAGUGGAGGUACCUCACAGCUCCUGGCCGCCCAGGGCCCCUGGGCACUCCGAGCCACAGCAGGCGGUGGGGAACCCUGGAGCUCUGAGCCCCCCACAGGUGAUUGGGGUCCCUGGAGCUCUAAGCCGGGCCCUGCAGGUGCCCAGCCACUGUGGGUGGUGUGGGGACCCCACAGCUGAGCUCCCCAUUUUGUCAUGGAUAUUUUUAGUAAAUGUCAUGGACAGGUCAUGGGCUUCCAUUAAUUUUUCUUUAUUGCCUGUGACCUGUCCAGGC
This is a messenger RNA of Chrysemys picta bellii (western painted turtle), 2614 nucleotides long. The record is from RefSeq and is a predicted model, not a curated record. Lineage: Eukaryota; Metazoa; Chordata; Testudines; Emydidae.